AUGGAUGGUGCAUUGAUGGAAAUUGGGCCCUUCAGAAUAUCCAAAAAUUCAACCAUAACACUAAAUAAUGGCACCUGGCUAAAUUCUGCAAAUUUGCUAUUUAUCGACCAACCUUCAAAUACCGGUUUCUCAUAUUCAAAUACCUUUGAUAAAGAUUUGGAUCAAAUUUCUUUCAAUUUUUACAAUUUCUUACAAAACUACUUUCUGAUUUUCACUCAGGAUUUCAGUGAUACAGUUGAAAUAUACCUAGCUGGUGAAAGUUAUGCUGGCCAAUAUUUACCAUUUUUCGCUGAAUACUUGCUAAAUAAUUACAAAGAUCUAAAUUUGAAAGGCGUAUUAAUUGGUAACGCUUGGAUUUAUCCAAAUUUGCAAUCUUUAAGUUACUUGCCCUGGUUCAAAUCUCAAAAUCUAUUAUCUUCCUCAAUUAUCUCUCCAAAUAAUAACACUAUCAAUAACAUCAACAACUUGAACUUAAUCACUCAAUAUCAUAAUGACUAUUCAAAAUCAAAAUCACAAUUACAAUCACAAUUAAAUGACUCUCUCUUGGAUGUCAAUAUUAACUCCCAAUUAUCUUGCGACUUAAUUCUUGACUCUCUACUAAACUUGACAAGACUAAACAAUUCAAAUGAUAUCAACAACGACUGUCUCAACAUAUACGACUACAGACUAAGAGACUCUUAUCCUGCCUGUGGGGCAAAUUGGCCCUCUGAUUUAACCAACGUCACUCCCUUCCUAUCAAACCCACACAUUCAAAAGAACUUGAAUUUGAACAUCAACUUUAAUAAAUGGGCCGAAUGCAACAGCUCCGUCUCAAAACAUCUCUUAAAUCAAAACAUUAAACCCUCCUUCACCAAAUUAUCAAACCUACUAGUCAAUAAAAACUUACCAAUACUACUAUUCAAUGGAAAUAAAGACAUCAUAUGCAACCAAUAUUCCCUAGAACUAGUCACCCAAAAUCUAAAAUUUGAUGGAAAUAAUCCCUUAAAACUAGGUUUCUCAGACUCAAUUCAAUACGUCGACUGGUUUGUUAAAAAUAAUAGCAACAAUAAUAAAAAGGUCUCUUACAACUUAUUAGGUAAAAUCAAAUAUGAAAACAACUUGUAUCUAAUCGAAUUUAUCAAUGCAAGCCAUAUGGUUCCCUACGAUAACUCAAUCGGCUCUCUAGGUUUAUUAGAUAUCUUUUGGGGCAAUUUCAAAUGGAACUCUGACAUCUCUCAUGAUAAUCAACCAGUUAUUGUAACCCCAAACCAUCCAAAUUCAUUCCAUCUAUCAAACUCGAUUGACAAUUCCAAUUCCAAUUCUAAUUUCAAUUUCAAUUCCAAAAACAAUCAAACAUUCAAAGAUCCAAUGGAUGAUAACAGAGAUACCUUUAUUGGUGACUCCACUCUAAAUGGCUUGAAUUACUUUUUUUUUAUUAUCGGUUCUGUAGUUGUUAUUUUUUACUUUACAAUUCGCCAUUUCAAAAAUAGAAGAUUCACUCAUAGAAAUCGUCAACCUCCUCUUUCUAAUAUUUACGAAAGCUAUGAAAUGAUCGAUAAAUGA
Molecule: messenger RNA, 1542 nt
Organism: Ascoidea rubescens DSM 1968
Lineage: Eukaryota; Fungi; Ascomycota; Saccharomycetes; Ascoideales; Ascoideaceae
Product: alpha/beta-hydrolase
Exons: 2
Coding region: 1-1542 (513 amino acids)
Biological process (GO): apoptotic process; proteolysis
Cellular component (GO): trans-Golgi network
Molecular function (GO): serine-type carboxypeptidase activity
Source: RefSeq, a predicted model, not a curated record